AUGGCCUUCCCAUCUGUCUCCUCAAUCCUAGAUGGGAUUGCCAAUUCACGCGCAGCAUUUGAAAAGAACGAAGCGGGCUCAAGAGAAAGUCUGAUUGACCAAAGCCGCGCGCUGAUUACAGCAUUGGAGAUCCCAAGCGAGUUCAUCCAGCGCACAUUCUGGGCAGAGCCGGCUCAAAGCGCCAUAAUCCGUCUCGCUGUCGAUGUGAAGCUUUUCCAAUGCCUCAAGGAUGCGGGAGAUACAGGGCUCAGCCCAUCGGCCUUUUCCCAGAAGACUCAGAUCGACAAUAUUCUCCUAAAACGCCUAACAAGACAUCUAGUAGCAAUGAACCUCGUGAAAUUCCAUGACGGAGCCUUCUAUGCCACAAAGCUGAGCAACAGUCUCGCAGCGGAGAACUACCAAUCCAGCAUCAGUUUCUGCUACGAUGUGGCACGCCCUUCAUUUAACGGGUUCCCGGAAUACUUCAAGAAAUCCGAAUAUAGUUCCCCUACUCUGGGUGGAACUGACGGUCCGUUUCAAGAGGCGCACAAAACCAACCUUCCGUUCUUUAAAUGGCUUCUUGAAACACCACCACACCAAGAGCAUUUCGACUCCUUUAUGAGCGCGUACCGUGCGGGCAAGCCAGAUUGGCAUGACUUCUACCCCGUGGCUGAGCGAUUAACCACGGGUUUCGAUGCUUCUAUUAGCGACGUUCUCCUCGUCGAUAUUGGUGGCGGAAAGGGCCAUGAUGUGGCUACCUUUGCUGCGCAUUAUAGCCCUUGCUCGGGUAGGAUUGUGCUCCAGGAUCGAGAGCCUGUCAUUGCAGGUGUGAGAGCUGAUGGUAUGGCGCGAGCUUUUGAAGUGCAAGCUCACGACUUUUUUACGCCGCAGCCUAUCAAGGGUGCACGCGCAUACUCUCUUCAUUCUAUUCUCCACGAUUGGAGCGAUGAAGAUGGCAUCGAGAUCCUGAAGAAUCUUGUGCCUGCUUUGAAGAAGGAUUAUUCACGGGUCUUGUUCAACGAGAUUGUGAUUAACGAAGAAAAGCCUACACUCGCUGCGACCAAUAUGGAUAUGAUGAUGUUGGCACAUUUUGCUGUGAGGGAAAGAACGGAGGCUGAUUGGAGAGAUAUCCUGGCCCAAGUUGGAUUGAGAGUGGUCAAUAUCUACACCUAUCCAGGCGUUGCAGAAAGCGUGAUUGAGGCAGGGCUAGCCUGA
Messenger RNA from Penicillium roqueforti, 1194 nucleotides. RefSeq lists its product as uncharacterized. The transcript is spliced from 2 exons. Lineage: Eukaryota; Fungi; Ascomycota; Eurotiomycetes; Eurotiales; Aspergillaceae. Bases 1 to 1194 code for a protein of 397 amino acids. The record is from RefSeq and is a predicted model, not a curated record. Gene Ontology annotation, molecular function: O-methyltransferase activity.